AUGGCGACUACAGCACAGUCUGUUGCUCCACACUCGGAAUCAGCCUCCCCCAAUCUCCAACCACAGGAGAUCUCUUUCCCACUGCCCAAAGCUUUGCAUACCACAGCGCAUGUUCAUUUGACAUUCCUGGGAAACUGCACGACACUCUUUUUGACAACUUCUACCCCUGGUGACUCAGCGGGCUCAUAUAAGCCACUGGGAAGCUUUGUGUAUGCAAUGCCGGAUCGCACAUCAUCAAAACAAACAAUAUCAACCACCAUCUACACCGCGCCAUCAAGCAUCGAGUACACUACACGAGUGGCCAAGAUUCUGGCUCGACGAACCGGCAAGCCUAUUUAUGUCGGCUGUAGCAUCGAUCCAAACGGACUUGGAUUGACCGUUGAAGAGGAGAUGGAGGGUCUGUCGAAGAUCGUGAAUGUUAUUACAGAGAAAUUUGCAUCCCAGCAACAAUAA
Penicillium odoratum is the source of this 453-nucleotide messenger RNA. RefSeq names its product proteasome assembly chaperone 4 family protein. Lineage: Eukaryota; Fungi; Ascomycota; Eurotiomycetes; Eurotiales; Aspergillaceae. The record is from RefSeq and is a predicted model, not a curated record. Gene Ontology annotation, biological process: proteasome assembly. The coding region runs from base 1 to 453 and encodes 150 amino acids. The transcript has 2 exons.